Molecule: messenger RNA, 1461 nt
Organism: Mustela erminea (ermine)
Lineage: Eukaryota; Metazoa; Chordata; Mammalia; Carnivora; Mustelidae
Gene: GLOD5
Product: glyoxalase domain containing 5
Exons: 4
Coding region: 282-743 (153 amino acids)
Source: RefSeq, a predicted model, not a curated record
GAUCUCAGACUUCUGCCCCCUAGAACUGUGAGAGAGUUCAUUUCUGUUGUUAAAGCCCCCCAGUCUGUGGUACUUUGUUAUGGUGGCCUGAGCUAACGAAGUCAGACCUCAAGCUUUUACUUUCGGGGCCCUGAGUUGUCAGAGUCCUUGUACUUGUACUGUCUGCCUCUGUCACCACCAGCAUUCCUCAGCCUGUGGCUCUCCCAUUCUUGCCCCUUGGUCUCUGGGCAUGGAGCCAGAGGGUUGUCCGGAGGCUCCAGGGCAAGGACACCUUGCCUGCCAUGCUGCCAGCCAGGAUGUGGGGUCGAACUUUCCAGAAGCAGUCAUGGAGGAACAGCAGUCAGACUCUUUCACCAUGCCUUAUCCAAAGAAUUGACCACAUUGUGAUGACAGUAAAGAGUAUCAAAGACACCACCAUGUUUUAUUCCAAGAUCCUGGGCAUGGAAGUCACAACUUUCAAGGGUGACCGGAAAGCAUUGUGCUUUGGAGAACAGAAAUUGAACCUCCAUGAGGUGGGAAAGGAAUUUGAACCUAAAUCUGCUCACCCAGUUCCCGGCUCCCUGGAUAUAUGUCUGAUCACAGAGACACCUUUGGAGGAAAUGGUCCAGCACCUUAAGGCUUGUGAAGUUCCCAUUGAGGAGGGUCCGGUCCCCAGAACAGGGGCAAAAGGACCCAUUAUGUCCAUCUACUUCCGAGACCCUGAUGGAAACCUAAUUGAGGUGUCUAACUACAUCUCCCCAUGAUUCAGGGCUGGCCCUCCUUCAUUCUGUUCCCUGCCAUGUCUCCCUCUCCCUUCCUUCCUACAAACUCUCACCUAAGCCCAGAAAUCUCCAAGGACCUGGGCAUUUCACUCUUCCUACUCUAGGGGGGUGGGUUGCUGAUUUGGGUUGGGGACCAAAACUACCUGCCUGAAUAUCCCCCAUCCACGGUUCCCCCUAAUAAAUUAAUAACCUCUCAGUGAGUACGACCUCUUCAUUACUAUUGUCUCAGGGUUACAGAGGGAUGUUUGUCUAGGGUGUGAGGUCUCUGUCUGGGGGCCAGUGACCAGUGUACAACAUCUCUGGAGACCAAAUCCAGGGCCAUCCCCUUGGGAUUCAGGGUCCUGACAGAUUUCUCCUUGUUAGUGAGCCCAACAUUUUUCAUCCGUUUGGAAUUCACUUCACCCCUUCCAAGUGCUGCCUGCUGUGUUCUCCAGCCCAGAGGCCCCGCUGAACUUCAAGAUCUCUGUGAGUCCCAUGGAAGCUUCAAGGAGUGCCCCAGAUGACACUACCUCUUCCUGGAGUGUCUCCUCUGACCACACCCAUAGGGUAUGCAGUCCUUUCUACCUUUGGAACAGUUAGGUCCAGACUCGUUUCAAUUGAGGCUCAGCUCUUGACAGAGCAGACAGACAAGGACAAAUCUCAUCUGUGUCUGUCCUCCCCCGCAACCAACACCAUCCAUUCAGUCAACUAAUAAACACAU